AUGGCCAACAUAUCAAUAAAUUUUUGCCCCACCGAUGGAUAUCAGUUUCGUGCAGACGAAGCAAAAUGUAUUUAUUGUAGUUUUGAUAGGUCAAAUAAAGUUUUGGUACAGGAAAAUAAGGUGAAUAAUAAAAAUCCUUGGCGUAAAUUAUUAUGGGUAAAACAAGAAUAUCCGGACAAUCAUGUAGACAGCUCUUUUCUUGAAGAAUUACAGAAAAAUGCCAACCUUAGGACAUACGAUUAUUGGACGGUUGUAAUGGAGUCGGGGGUAAUUUCACAGCAUAUUAGCAGUAUAGUAAUAUUUAUAGCUGUUUUUAUAUAUCUUUAUUUGGACAUGCUAUCCGCACAAAAUCUUAUUGUUAUUGGAACAAUUUUCACUUCUAUCGGAUAUAUCUUUUGGGAUUUAAGCAUAUUAAAAACCGAUCCUUCCUAUGAAUACACAAGGAGGCAAACUGCAAAAGGAGCUAUUCUGUUUUUUGCGACACUGCUUGGAUUAUCGCCGAUCCUUAAAACACUGACCAAGGACACGAGUAGUGAUACAAUUUGGGCUUUAACAGUCAUCCUAUUUCUUGCCAAUAUGUUGUUUCAUGAUUAUGGAUCGGGAAAUCGAACGAAUAUCAAAUUUCCAGGUUCAUUAUCAACUAAUGCGGCGAUUUUUGCUUCUGUGCUUUUAGCAUCGCGAUUACCCUCAAAUUCACACGUAUUCGGAUUAAUGUCCUUUGCGGUUGAAUGGUUUGCUCUGUUCCCUAUAUUUAGAAGAUAUACAAAGGUAAAAAAUAUUAAAUAA
Molecule: messenger RNA, 786 nt
Organism: Ambispora leptoticha
Lineage: Eukaryota; Fungi; Glomeromycota; Glomeromycetes; Archaeosporales; Ambisporaceae
Source: the annotation of a GenBank genome assembly